GGGGUUUUGAAGAAAAAUGACCCAUUGUCUCUCUUCUCCUUCCUUUAAGCCUGAGCAGUGAAACGAUGCCCCUGGAUUCCUGCCCGGGAUGCUCUUUCAUAAAGCAUAGAAUAAACUACUGCUUUAUUCACAUGGACAGAAGUUAUUAGUAAGUUGGAAAAGGCCAGGACAUUAGGAUGGAAGUGGAAUUCCGUGGAUCAGACUGUUGAGGGAAUAUCUAGAGAGGGCAGAGGAGACCUUCAGGAUGGGAAAUGCAUGCACAACUUUACCAGAUUCUAGUUGAAAAGCUUUUGAGAGCAACAUGAGCUGGAGCUUUCUCACUCGUCUCCUGGAAGAGAUCCACAACCAUUCCACCUUUGUUGGGAAAGUGUGGCUGACUGUGCUCAUCAUCUUCCGCAUAGUGCUCACAGCCGUAGGAGGUGAGUCCAUCUACUCGGACGAGCAGACCAAGUUCACCUGCAACACCAAACAGCCGGGCUGUGACAACGUGUGUUAUGAUGCCUUUGCUCCCCUCUCGCACGUCCGCUUCUGGGUCUUCCAAAUCAUCAUGAUCUCCACUCCCUCCAUCAUGUACAUGGGUUAUGCUAUUCACAAGAUAGCUCGAACUUCAGAGGAGGAGCGCAGGAAGCACCAAAGGCUCCGCAAAAAGCCUCCUCCUCAUUCCAGGUGGAGAGGGAGCCACCAUCUGGAGGACGUCUUAGAGGAAGAGGAAGAUGACGAUGCCGAGCCCAUGAUCUAUGAGGAUGCACUGGAGGUGCAGGAGGCCAAGCCUGAGCAAGUAAGCAGCACCAGCAAAGACCCACCAAAACAUGAUGGCCGCAGAAGAAUUAUGCAAGAAGGGCUGAUGAGAAUCUAUGUUCUUCAGCUCAUGUCAAGAGCUAUUUUUGAAAUUGCUUUCCUUGCAGGACAGUAUCUCCUCUAUGGUUUUCGAGUUAAUCCUUCAUAUGUGUGCAGCAGGCUUCCCUGUCCACACAGCGUGGACUGUUUCAUCUCAAGGCCCACAGAGAAAACAAUCUUCCUCCUCAUCAUGUAUGUGGUAAGCUGUCUUUGUCUGGUGCUAAACGUGUGUGAGAUGCUUCACCUGGGAAUUGGCACUUUUCGGGAUACACUUCGCAUGAAGAGGAACCGGGGCCGACGGACAUCCUACGGCUACCCGUUCUCUCGCAAUAUCCCAGCCUCUCCUCCAGGGUACAACCUAGUGAUGAAGACAGACAAACCUAGCAGGAUUCCCAACAGCCUCAUCACCCAUGAGCAGAACAUGGCUAAUGUGGCCCAGGAGCAACAGUGCACCAGCCCAGAUGAGAACAUCCCCUCUGAUCUUGCGAGCUUGCACCGUCACUUACGGGUUGCCCAGGAGCAGCUCGAUAUGGCCUUUCAAACAUAUCAGACCAAAAACAACCAGCAAACCUCCAGAACCAGUAGUCCUGUAUCUGGGGGGACCAUGGCAGAGCAAAACCGAGUCAAUACGGUUCAGGAGAAACAAGGAGCCAGACCUAAAUCAGCCACCGAGAAGGCUGCAACCAUUGUAAAAAACGGAAAGACCUCUGUCUGGAUCUAGAGAUAAAUCUAAUUUAGUACAUUAACAGUAAAAAUGUUUAAGACUCCAGGACUGCACUGUGACACAGCUGGAGGAUGCGUGUGUGAGUAUGUGUUGCGACUUUGGACAAAAACAACUGAGAAUUUCAAUCACACUAGCUGAAGGAAUACAGUACACAGUAGGCUUAGUAGGAAACAAAAAAGAAAACACUCAUGAAGAAAUUAUCAAACCCAGUAUCAUGAAUCUUUGUUACUGUAGUGUGUCAUUUUGUGCUUGCCAUAGCUUUCAGACAUGAUUAACAUAUGCUGACUUAGUUAAACAUCUCUAAUUCCAGCUAAAAUGUCAAAGUAUAAACAGAGUGCUUCGAGCUGUUUAUCUGAUCUACCCUUGACUGCGGCUGAACUGGAUUAAUUUUAAGAAAUUUAGAAAUUUAACUUUGCAAAUGUGUGAUUGCACCCUAAAUGCAAAUUUGAAAUUGCAGAACACAACAAUGUACAAAUGCACAAUGAUUCAUAUCUGAAGCAUGGUGAUUGUUGUUGGAAAGAUGCAUGUUUAAUA
Molecule: messenger RNA, 2095 nt
Organism: Toxotes jaculatrix (banded archerfish)
Lineage: Eukaryota; Metazoa; Chordata; Actinopteri; Toxotidae
Gene: gjc2
Product: gap junction protein gamma 2
Exons: 3
Coding region: 302-1558 (418 amino acids)
Biological process (GO): cell communication
Cellular component (GO): connexin complex
Source: RefSeq, a predicted model, not a curated record